AUGGGUGCCUUGAAAUACGUUGAAGAGCUUCAGAAGAAGAAGCAGUCUGACGUGCUUCGCUUCCUGCUGCGCGUUCGAUGCUGGGAGCUUCGUCAACUCAAUGUGAUCCACCGUGCUUCCCGCCCAUCGCGUCCCGACAAGGCUCGCCGUCUCGGCUACAAGGCCAAGCAGGGCUAUGUCAUCUACCGUGUCCGUGUCCGCCGUGGAGGACGCAAGCGCCCUGCUCCUAAGGGUGCCACCUACGGCAAGCCCACCAACCAGGGUAUCAACCAGCUCAAGUACCAGCGCUCCCUCCGCUCCACCGCCGAGGAGCGCGUUGGUCGCCGCUGCGCCAACUUGCGUGUCCUGAACUCCUACUGGGUUAACCAGGACUCGACCUACAAGUACUACGAAGUCAUCUUGGUCGACCCUCAGCACAAGGCUAUCCGCCGUGAUGCCCGCAUCAACUGGAUCGCCAACCCCGUCCACAAGCACCGUGAAUCCCGCGGCCUCACUGCCACCGGCAAGAAGUCUCGUGGUAUCAACAAGGGCCACGGCUACACCAAGACCAACGCCGGCCGAAGGAAGACCUGGAAGCGCCACAACACCCAGAGCUACUGGAGAUACCGUUAG
Messenger RNA from Talaromyces atroroseus, 612 nucleotides. RefSeq names its product 60S ribosomal protein L15. The record is from RefSeq and is a predicted model, not a curated record. Gene Ontology annotation, cellular component: ribosome; cytosolic large ribosomal subunit. Gene Ontology annotation, molecular function: structural constituent of ribosome; RNA binding. The transcript is spliced from 4 exons. The coding region runs from base 1 to 612 and encodes 203 amino acids. NCBI's taxonomy places the organism in Eukaryota, Fungi, Ascomycota, Eurotiomycetes, Eurotiales, Trichocomaceae. Gene Ontology annotation, biological process: cytoplasmic translation.